Lycium ferocissimum is the source of this 1753-nucleotide messenger RNA. RefSeq lists its product as uncharacterized. The record is from RefSeq and is a predicted model, not a curated record. The transcript has 13 exons. Gene Ontology annotation, molecular function: protein binding. NCBI's taxonomy places the organism in Eukaryota, Viridiplantae, Streptophyta, Magnoliopsida, Solanales, Solanaceae. Bases 113 to 1516 code for a protein of 467 amino acids.
GGGUAGCCAAUUGCUUAAAAUACGGCAAAACCCUUGUUCAGUUGGUCACUUGUAUAAAACACUACUAGGAGUUUCUACCAAAGCCUAAAAUUAUCGUUAUUCUGCUUAGAUUAUGGCUCCUGAUGCUACUCAUGCUCUUGCAGUUAGAGAAAAGGUUCAGCAGUAUCUCAAGGCUGCUUGUUCUGGGGAUAUUGAGCUUUUUAAGAAAUUGGCAAAGCAACUGGAUGAUGGGAAAGGGUUGGCCGGUACUGUGGCGGAUGUGAAGGAUGCUAACAAACGAGGGGCAUUACAUUUUGCGGCUAGGGAAGGCAAGAUUGAUUUAUGCAAGUACUUGGUGGAAGAGUUGAAGAUUGAUGUCAAUGAAAAAGAUGAAGAAGGUGAGACUCCCGUUCUUCAUGCUGCCAGGCAAGGACACACUGCUACUGUCCAGUACCUCGUAGAACAUGGUGCAGAUCCUGCAAUUCCCAGCGCCUCGGGGGCAACAGCUUUGCAUCAUGCUGCAGGAGAUGGGCAUAUUGAAUUGGUUAAAUUCUUACUGUCAAAGGGCGUAGAUGUUGAUUUACAAAGUGAUGUUGGAACACCACUUAUGUGGGCUGCAGGUCUUGGCCAGGCAGAUGCUGUGAAGGUUUUGCUGGAACACCAUGCUAAUCUUCAUGUUCAAACAGAAGAUGAUAAUGUCAGUCCUUUGGUAUCAGCUGUAGCAGCCAAUUCAUUGCCUUGCGUGGAGCUGUUAGUAAAGGCGGGGGCUAAUGUCAAUGUCAGAGCUGGUGAAGCAACUCCUUUGCUCAUUGCUGCUCAUAAUGGUAGUGCAGAAAUUAUUAAAUGCUUACUACAAGCUGGAGCUGAUCCUAAUGCCGCUGAUGAGGAUGGUAACAAGCCACUACAUGUUGCAGCUACAACUGGCAGUCGGGCAGCUGUUGAAGCUUUAUUGCCCGUAACACAACGGAUUCAGAGUGUUCCAGAAUGGAGUGUGGAUGGAGUCAUUGAGUUUAUGCAAUCUGAAUAUAGGAGAGAACAGCAGGAAAGAACUGAAGCUGAGAGGAAAGCAAACAAGUCGAGGGAACCUAUUAUUCCAAAGAAAGAUUUACCUGAGGUGACUCCUGAAGCAAAGAAGAAAGCUGCAGAUGCAAAGGCGAGGGGAGAAGAGGCAUUUAAGAGGAAGGAUUUUGCUAUGGCUGUAGAUGCUUAUACGCAGGCAAUCGAUUUUGAUCCAACUGAUGGCACUCUGUUUUCCAAUAGAAGUCUUUGUUGGCUCCGCCUGGGGCAAGCUGAACAUGCUUUAAGUGAUGCCAAGGCCUGCAGAGAACUUAGACCAGAUUGGGCAAAAGCUUGUUAUCGGGAAGGUGCAGCUCUACGUUUAUUGCAGAGGUUUGAAGAGGCAGCAAAUGCUUUCUAUGAGGGUGUACAGAUCGACCCUGACAGCAAGGAGCUCGUAACUGCUUUCAGGGAAGCUGUUGAGGCUGGUAGAAAAUUUCAUGACACGAAUAAGAAUAAUUUGUCGUCAUCCAAGAGCUAGAAAACGCAUAACACAGAGAACAAGUUGUCACUUCUUUUGCUGGGUGAUAGGACUUCUCCUGGAGCAAGUAGAUAAUAUUAUCGGGCAUGCCCUUUUUUGGUAGUUCAAAAUGUAUCAUUUAAUGCUUCACGCUAUAGUGAUUUGUUCUGUUACAUCUUCAGCAAUUUAUACACAACUUUUGUUAGAAUAACUACCAUGAUAUAAAUUCUUUAUGCUCUCUGAGGUGUUCCUCCCGCA